GGGAUUGUUAAUUUGUACUUGAACAGCAUUCACCAAAAAUUUAGGGGGAAAUGUUUUCUGCUGGUGCAACAACGACAAGAAGUAAAAUACAUGUCUUUAGAAAACGCUCGCUGAUAUAUUCUCCAUUCCAUUUAAUUUUAAUUUUUAUAAGACAAAAUCGGUGAAAAUAGUAUAUUUAAAUACAUAAUAUAAUAAUAUAUUUAAAGUAUCCUAUUUCAAAAUAAUUAAUUUUAUAGAUUUUUGACAUUAAUUUGCAUAUUGCCGAAUGUUAGCAAUCAACUGAUGAGACUUUACUUAUAAAUUUGUGUAAUGCUCAAAACCUUCAGGCAAACGACAAUGCCAGAUUAUUUGUAUUUUGCUAAACAAGGAAACAACCAAAAGUUUAUCAAAAGCCAUUGUGUACAUAUGUACAUAUUUGAAGAACAACAAAGCUAACGUGCGAAUUCGAUAUUAAGUCAACGAGUCAAUCUCAGCUGUGGUAAGAGUUUUUUUUGUUUGUUUUUGCGACAAGAAUGAUCAGCGAGUGUAAAUUGCAAAUAGCGGAAAUAAAAUGAGCGCAACAAAAUUUGAGUGGGGUAAAAUUGGUUACCAUGGAAGUAUAAAGUUUUUUGCUGCGUGUACACAGAAAAUGUGUCGGCAUGUGUUUGAAGAGCAAAAUAUUUAUUUAUGUUGCAGAGGAUGAAAUAAAAUCUUUCUUUGUCAGGUCUACGUUAACCGAACAACUUGGAUAAGCAUCCGGCCAAGGGCUGUCAGCACUGCAGGAACGAAAAAAUGUGUUUCAAGACUGCAUUAAAAGGAGUUAUGUAUACAUUCAUUACCAAAUUUACUGCUGGGUUUUGUUCAACUUAAUAUUACAUAAAUAUUUGUAUGAACUGAAAAAACAAGAUGGGCGAAACGGAGAACUUUUGAUCGCAGAGAUUCAAAAAUAGUGUAAAUAUGAAUAGGCAUACAUGUGUGCAUAUGUAUGUACGUUUCAUAUAUGUGCAUACAUACAUAUGUAUAUGCAUAUUCUACAUAUCCACAAAUGGCUGUGUGUAACUUUUCUCGUCUCACAUCAGUGAAGAGUUUAUGAUUAUAUCGUUGAACCGCAGCAGCGAUAAAUAAAAUAUUUGCAGCGGAAAGAAUAUUAUUUAUUUUAAAUUUUUUUUUUGUAUUUCAUAUUAUUUUUAUUUAUUUUAUUUUACUUUGUUUUAUUUUUGAUUUAAUUUAUUUGAGUUUAAUUUAAUUUAAUAUUUUUUCCAACCUCCAUCAAUCCCCUACUUUAUUCUUUCAAAACAUGUCUAACUAACUAAAUAGAAAAAAGAACAUCAACAACUCUCAGCUAACAACAACAAUGGCGUCUCGGAGCCUUCGACGAAAACAGCGACGACGCCGUUCAGUCUCUCGCAAACAAAACACAAACGAAAAAGGACAUCAACAUAGACAACAUAAACACACACACCCAACCUUAGUCACAUGCACGAAAGCGCGCUGUAGCAGCUGAUAUUGAUGAAUGGUUGCUGCAAAUACAGUGGGUUGGUUGGGUGGUGGUGAAAGGCAGUAAGCAAACAACUAGCAACCGUUAGAUGGAGAGUAUCGUGCCGGUAGAAAAUCACUCAGCAGACACAGAAUGACAGCUGGGCAAAAGACGCGACUGAGAGAACUGAAUUUUACCAGCGAAUGAACAAACGAGCGACGAACCCGAGCAUUGAACAGCAAUAAAAGUCUCUGCAACUGAAGGAAAAUUCAGUUAGAAAGUUACGUGAAAAGUCGCCACAUCGGCAAAAGUCGUAUAUGCGACGCGCGUAUUUACUGCAAAAAAUUAUCCUUUGCGCUGUAUAUGGAAAUUACAAUAAGUUAAAAAUAAAUGAAAAUUAAGACUAGAGGGGUUUUUCUACAUUGAAAAUAUGGAAAUACUAUAAACAGUGAUUUUAAAAUAUGUUAGAUAUAUAGAAAAAAAUAAAGUGCGGUAGCAAAUUUCAAGUGAGUGAUAAAAGUGUAUGUAUAUACAUAGGUACGUCGGGAAAAUAAUACACAAAUACAUAAACAUAUGUACACAUGCACACAAGCAUCGCAACGAACAUGCACAUAUCCUUGUGUAUCCUUUAAAAAUAAAACUACUUUGAAAUGAAAACCUUUCUAUAAAUGUUGUUGGCGAGGAAAGGCGGCGGUUGAGAAGUGCCUUCCACAACGGUUCUACAACGAAGAAAGAGAACUCCUGACUUAGCGAUUAGAAAAAUAUGCGUCGCCCAAAAUUUUCAUUAAAGAAAUACUUUUAUUUUACGCUUAUCUGUGCACUCCUGCUGAUAUUCGGUUUUAAUUUGCGGGAACAUGAAAUUUGGAAAUCAAAAAGCGCGUCGCAGCAAACACAGACGCGCUCAGCAGAAGAACAAGCCCAACAAUCCUUGCAAUACUACACGCACUCCUAUAACACUUUGCAACCGGGCAAUCAAGCGGCGGCGCUGGAGGCAGGCGACGGCGGCGAUGACUCGGAUAACGAAAGUGCAGCGCUGCGCAGGCGUGCGAACAUCAUCAGCACAGGGAAUUCGCUGCCCGGCGAGGGUGUGAAUAGUGAUCAAAGCGAACAGCGGCAACAAGAGCAAAUGCAUCCAGGGCAGAUUCCGCUGGAGCCCACCAGAGCACGUCUUUGGUUUUUCCGCCAAGGUGAGUACUAUCCCAAGCCAGCGCCAACGCGUGCAUCGCAUGGCAAACGUGGUGGCGGCUCAGCAGUUGGAUUGGGGCACGGUAGAAAGCACGAUCCGCGUGGUGCACGGCUCUUUCCGCACCAAGAUCCACACAGCGAUCGCAUUGUCAAUCAGUUAAUGUAUGUGCCGCCGAACUAUGAGAAGGUGCGCGCCAGCGGACGACUGAAAGUCAUACUCCUCUACAAUGGACUGGGUCCAUGGAAUGUGAAGCAAGGUCGCGAUGUCUUCCUACGCUCGAAAUGCCCUGUGGAUACCUGCGAGCUGACACCGAAUCGUGGUAGUGCCGACAAGGCAGAUAUGAUAUUGUAUAAGGAUCAUUUUAUACCAACUGGUCUCGGCAGGCCAUUGAAUCCAAAGCAGGUUAGCUUGUUAUACUAUCUGGAAUGUCCAUAUCAUACACAAAAUGUUAAAGUACCAGAUGCGAUUAAUUGGACGGCCACUUAUAGGCGUGACAGCGACAUUGUGACGCCUUAUGAAAAGUGGGUUUACUACGAUUCGAAAAUUCAUCAAGUGGAGCAAGAUCACAACUAUGCUUUGAAUAAAACGAAAAAAGUUGCCUGGUUUGUUUCGAAUUGUGGUGCACGCAAUGGCCGUUUACAAUUCGCGCAUGAAUUACAAAAAUUUAUAGAUGUCGACAUCUAUGGCGUUUGUGGCAAUUACAAAUGCUCUCGCAACACCGCCGACAAAUGUUUCGAACUACUCGAUCAUGACUACAAGUUUUACCUCGCCUUCGAGAACUCCAACUGCAAAGACUACAUCACCGAAAAGUUCUUCGUAAAUGCUUUACAACGCAACAUUUUGCCAAUUGUAAUGGGUGCACGGCCGGAAGAUUAUGAAGUAAGCGCACCACAUCGUUCCUACAUCCACGUCGAUGAGUUUGCCUCGCCCAAAGAAUUGGCCGAGUACUUGCACAUACUCGACAAAGACGAUGAGCUCUACAAUUCGUAUUUCAAAUGGAAGGGUACCGGUGAGUUCAUCAAUACGUAUUAUUGGUGUCGCGUGUGCGCCGCGCUGCAUGACGAAGACUCGUUACGAAAACCGCGUUGGUACACGGACGUGAAUGAUUGGUGGCGUGGUGCUGGGGUAUGCACAAACGGUUCGUGGCGUAACUUUAAGGCGCGCAAGGAUGUCAUACGAGAUGAUUAGUGGCGACUGCAGUUGGGAUACUGGCUGGCAAUCGCAAGCGUUGUUAUUGAAUAUGUUAAGUAGUUUAAGGCUUAUUUAUUAUUACACUAUACAUACAUACAAACAUAGUAGUAUACAUACAUAAUGAAUUGAGUUGCAUGUGAGUGGUUGUGUGGGUGUGUAUGUGGCGGAAGAGUGUAGCGAACCAUUCGUAGUUUGUUGCGCCUAGUCGAAUUUAGCGAGUAUUUAUGGUAAACAUAGUAGUAAGCAAAUGUCAGCUAAAUGUCAGGUAUUUUGAAGUUAUGAAACGCACACAUACAGUUAAACACAAAUACAAACUUAUUAUACGUACAUAAAUAUACCAAAUACCAAAGUAAGCAAGUAGGCUAAUUGCAUUAGGCGCCGAAGUUAGUGAAGAUGUAGAAAUUUAGGUUUAUAGGAACUUUUUGUAUAUAGCUAAGGGCUUAUGAAAAUUUUGAAGAAUAACAAAAAUGGUUUGUUUGUACUUUUUUUUUGCUUUUUUCUGUUACUGCCUUGUUAUAAAUUCUUCUUCGUGCUUUUGCUCUCAACCCACUUGCAAUUUAAGUUGCGAAUGAUAAUUAGUCAAAUCAAAAUAGUAUAUUAAUUUUAUUAUCUUUCAAUAUUUCCACUUUAGCGUAGGGACUUAUUAAAAAGUUUUAAGAACUGAUUUAUUUCGCAUUUAGUUGUAAUAAUUUUUUUAUGCAAAUAGAGUUCACGCUCUUACAAAGGCCAUAUAAACUAGGUCUCAAACUUUGUAAAAUUAAAAAAAAAAACCAAUAUAUUUUCAUCAAAAUUCCACACUUUUUGGUCAACAUUUUUGGAAAAAAUUCGAGUAUUCCGAGUUUUUAAAAAUGUUUUACUGGGU
Messenger RNA from Anastrepha ludens (Mexican fruit fly), 4695 nucleotides. RefSeq names its product glycoprotein 3-alpha-L-fucosyltransferase A (gene FucTA). Gene Ontology annotation, molecular function: alpha-(1->3)-fucosyltransferase activity. The transcript has 6 exons. Lineage: Eukaryota; Metazoa; Arthropoda; Insecta; Diptera; Tephritidae. Gene Ontology annotation, cellular component: membrane. Bases 2220 to 3830 code for a protein of 536 amino acids. The record is from RefSeq and is a predicted model, not a curated record.